Solanum verrucosum is the source of this 1713-nucleotide messenger RNA. RefSeq names its product F-box protein At5g03100-like. The transcript has 3 exons. NCBI's taxonomy places the organism in Eukaryota, Viridiplantae, Streptophyta, Magnoliopsida, Solanales, Solanaceae. The record is from RefSeq and is a predicted model, not a curated record. Gene Ontology annotation, molecular function: protein binding. Bases 23 to 1477 code for a protein of 484 amino acids.
AAAUCAGUUCUUCAUUUCUUCAAUGGCGAAAAAAAUCAUGGCGAUGGUAGAUCGACUCAGUGAUUUGCCUGAGCCAAUUCUAAUUCACAUUCUUUCUAUGUUGCCGGACGGUAAAGAUGUUGUGAGAAGUAGUGUAUUAUCUAAGCGAUGGCGGUUUCUUUGGAGGUCUGUUCCAAUAUCACUGGAUUUUAGCUUCCCUGAGGAUACUUAUUUAGGUCUCCCUGAGAGUGGGGAAUUGGAGAUUCUCGAUUUCGUGAAUUCCACCCAUAGAGAGCUUCUAUAUUGGGGGUCUGGUCUGAAAAUCAGAAAAUUUAAUGUGGUUGUCAAUUUUUCUGUUCCGGAGAGGUUCGAUAAAGAUAUCGAUUUGUGGGUUUAUUUUGCGACUAAGAAAGCUAAUGUUGAAGAUUUUACUCUUGAGUGUUUAUCUGGAUACAAGUUACCUCAGUUUGCGUUUAAGAAUUCGUCCUUGAGGAAUUUGAAUUUACAGUACUGUAAGUUGAAAUUGGAACCUUCCGUUAAUGUGAACUGGAGUAAUCUAGUUUCUCUUUCAGUUGGAUAUGUCAAAUUGACUGAGGGUGUCAUGAGAAAAAUAUUGUCGGGUUGUCCUAACUUAGAGUGCUUGCUAUUGGACUUCAUUUGGGGCUUUGAUCGUCUCGAAAUAAGCAAUGUGAAGUUGAAAAAGUUGACCAUAAACAGCUAUGAAACUAGUGAAUGUGAUGUUUGGCUUGAAAUAUUAGCUCCGCAUAUUCAAAAUUUGGAACUUUUGGGGUAUUCCAGUGGGAUACGUUUGAGAAAUGUGGCUGCACUUGUCACUGCAUUCUUUCGCAUAGAUUUUCAGUUUGAUUUUGGAGAGGCAGACAGAUCGGAGAAGAGUGAGAUUAGUUGUUUGAAGGAACUUCUUCACAGCGUUGCCCAUGUCAAGAAUCUGGAAUUGAGUCACUGGUGCAUUAAGUGUAUGUCCACACUGGCAUUGGAAGGCUUCCAGUAUCAACCAUCGAGCUCAAGAUUCUUAAAACUUCACACAAACUAUGAAGAGUUGGACCUCCCAGGAAUUUGCAGCUUUAUACAGAAUUCAUCAAAUAUUGAGACAUUGAUCAUUGACUGGCACCAUCAAGAUCGAGGAUACUUAUAUGCGUAUUAUUUUAAGGAUAAGGAAAGGCAAAUCAGGACGUUUGAGACACAUAAAUUUAACUGCUCAUUGCUACGUCUGAAGACUAUCAAGUUCAUUCACUUGGUUGGACCAUUAAGUGUAAAUAAGUUUGUUCUUCCAUUGGUUAAAUAUUUGCUUGAGAAUGCAAUCGUGCUAGAAAAGUUCGACAUAGCUGCCAGAUGCAAAGAGAUUGAUGUGUGUCUCGAUCAGAUUAGAAUUGAACAGGAGCUCUUGAGCUUUCCAAGAUCCUCUUCGCAUGCUUCAGUUACCUUUUCCAAUCAAAGAUCUUUGCCACCUCUACUUUUGCAUCAAUCACAACAUGCUUAACAGUUGUUACUUUUAUGUUUGAAAUUGGUUUGUUGCUAUAGACAAGGUUAGGGUUCUACUUUUCAGUAAUCAGUAUCCAAGGAGUUUAUGGUAUUUCUUCAUGUCUAAGUACUUAACAAUGUGUCUAUUAUCUGAUCAUCAUGUUCAUGUGUGAACUCUUGUUCCAAAUGCUUUGUGAUAUAUAUUCAUAUUGCUGAAUCAUGGUCAUUUUGCAAAAAAAAUAGUAAUUCUAGAUU